CGGCAGUGCGCUUUCCGCCGUUGUGCGGCUAUCUGCAGGGAGUUCUCUGCCGCCUUGCAGCUUGUUGUUUGUCGGCCGUUGCAGGGGCGCGUGUAUGUGGUAGCGUGUUGUGGUACAUAAACUAUCGUGUUGAGAUUGGGUCUCACUCGUAUCUGAAAUCUCUGGAGGCGGAUGUUUAUUAAGUUGUCUUGUCUAAUCACUGAUCAAUCAACGAGCUGGUGAGCUGUUCAGCUUGAGAACAAUACUGUGGAGACGAUCAAUUGUCGCCGGCUUCGAGUGUCGCCGUUAUUCUGACGGCUCUUUGACGGACUUCCACUCGCGGAGGAGGUUGGACGGAAAGAGCCAUGGCGGGUCGCGGGGCGAUCCUCUUCUUAGUUUUAGGCUUGUUAGGUGCCUAUGUGGUAGCUGACGAGGCUCCUAAGCUGGGGACGGUUAUUGGAAUCGAUCUGGGAACCACCUACUCAUGUGUGGGUGUCUACAAGAACGGUCACGUGGAGAUCAUAGCGAACGACCAAGGGAAUAGGAUUACGCCAUCUUGGGUGGCCUUCACGGACGGCGAGAGGUUGAUUGGAGAGGCGGCGAAGAACCAGGCCGCUGCAAACCCCGACCGUACCAUCUUCGAUGUCAAGCGUCUCAUUGGCAGGCGGUUCGAGGAUAAGGAAGUUCAGCGAGACAUGAAGCUGAUGCCGUACAAGAUAAUUAAUAAAGGGGGCAAACCCUACAUUCAGGUCGAGGUUAAGGGUGAGGCGAAGGCUUUUACCCCCGAGGAGGUUAGCGCCAUGAUUCUGACGAAGAUGAAGGAGACGGCCGAAGCCUAUCUCGGGAAAAAGAUUAAAGACGCCGUCGUCACCGUACCAGCGUACUUCAACGACGCUCAACGACAGGCAACGAAGGAUGCCGGGGUUAUCGCCGGAUUGAAUGUCGCUCGUAUUAUCAAUGAACCUACCGCUGCGGCCAUCGCGUAUGGACUGGACAAGAAGGGAGGGGAAAAGAACAUCCUGGUCUUUGAUCUUGGGGGCGGUACCUUCGAUGUUUCCAUUCUGACCAUUGACGCAGGAGUGUUUGAGGUGCUCUCCACCAGCGGAGAUACUCAUCUUGGAGGUGAGGACUUUGACCAGAGGAUCAUGGAGUACUUCAUCAAGCUCAUCAAGAAGAAGUACCAGAAGGAUAUUAGCAAGGACAACAGGGCUCUGGGGAAGCUGAGGAGAGAAGCUGAGCGUGCCAAGCGGGCGUUGAGCAAUCAGCACCAGGUGCGCGUCGAAGUCGAAAGCUUGUUCGACGGGACCGACUUCUCCGAGCCUUUGACUCGCGCGCGUUUCGAGGAGAUGAACAUGGACUUGUUCCGUAAGACGAUGGGUCCCGUGAAGAAGGCACUAGAGGACGCUAAUCUGAAGAAGACUGACAUCCACGAGAUCGUUCUGGUUGGAGGGAGCACCAGAAUCCCCAAGGUUCAGCAACUGAUCAAAGACUUUUUCGAUGGCAAGGAACCGAACAAGGGCGUGAACCCGGACGAGGCAGUGGCGUACGGGGCAGCCGUCCAGGGAGGUAUCUUGAGCGGAGAGGGAGGGGAACAGACCAAGGACAUUCUCCUCCUCGACGUCACCCCUCUUACUCUUGGCAUCGAGACCGUCGGUGGAGUCAUGACCAAGCUCAUCCCACGGAACACCGUUAUUCCAACGAAGAAAUCCCAGAUCUUCACGACUUAUCAGGAUCAGCAGACGACUGUGUCCAUUCAGGUAUUUGAGGGCGAGAGAAGUAUGACUAAGGAUUGCCACGAGCUUGGCAAGUUUGAUCUCACUGGGAUCCCGCCGGCUCCUCGCGGUGUGCCUCAGAUCGAGGUUACCUUCGAGAUUGACGCCAACGGAAUUCUGAACGUGAAGGCGGAAGAUAAAGGCACUGGCAAGCAUGAGCAGAUCACGAUUACGAAUGACAAAGGUCGUCUGAGUCAGGACGACAUCGACAGAAUGGUGAAGGAGGCCGAGGAGUUCGCGGAGGAGGAUAAGAAGGUGAAGGAGAGGAUCGACGCGCGAAACUCGUUGGAGACGUACGUGUACAACAUGAAGAACACGAUCAAUGACAAGGACAAGCUGGCCGACAAGAUCGCGGAGGAGGACAAGGAGAAGGUGGAGUCGACGCUGAAGGAGACUCUGGAGUGGUUGGAUGACAACCAGAGUGCGGAUAAGGAGGACUACGACGAGAAGCUCAAGGAAGUGGAGGGUGUGUGCAAUCCUAUCAUCUCUAAAGUGUACCAGGCUGCUGGGCAGGCUGGGCCUACGUCGGAAACAGCUGCAGACGACGAGGAAGCUCACGAGGAGUUGUAGUUCGCUGUUCGACUGGUCUCCUGGAACAGGUAUGGGAGGGGAGGAGGGGGAAGAGAGGUGCGUAUGAUGGACAGCGUUUCGGCGCAGUAGAGUAGAGGACUUUUGUACCGAACUAGUUAGUCGCCUAUCAAGCCUGCCUUCCCACCUGCCGCGGUAUAUACCAUACCGUCUUUUUUCCUCCUCUCCUGAACUGUGUUUCUGGUGAUGAUCGUCUGGUUGCCGUUUGUUCUUUCGUUGAUUCGAGAGGGAAGGGUUGUGGGUUGAAAGGUGGAGAGAGUGGAGAGGAGGGGGGGGAGGGAGAAGGGUAAGGUGUGAACUGCGUUUUCCUUUUGCGACUUUACGAGAUUUUUUUUUUAGGAAGUCCUGAGAUGAUUCUUUAUUUCGUGUAGUGAUGUGCCUCGGUUCUUGACGAAGAGGUGUACCCACACAAUCACACAAUCACAAUCACACAGCCAGUUUAGCUGCUGCCGUAACGCCGUGGUGAACUCAGUCAAUUACGGGUCGUAAUCUCUUGACAGGGGAGAAAGGUGUUGUGGAAGGGAGGAAGAAUGGGGAGGAGUGUCAUCCAGCUGUGUCAAAGCUCCCGAUGCCACACGGGUAGUGUGUCAUGAGGUGGGUCCCCAUGGCUGACUGAACACGUGCGUCGAUGGUUCCUGUCUGUACAAACAAUUUUCACGUUCCUUGUAAUUCUGUGCAUCCGAAUUGCUUUUCUUCGAAGACCCAUUCCUCAGGCUCUGUGUGGUUGGUUUUACGUACCGUAUUUGUUAAAGAGAUUCGUAAUGCUUCUGUGCUGUUUUCACAUGCGAAAAAAUGCUCUGCAAUCUUUCACUAUGGAUUUCCACAGACUGUAAGUAAAUCUGUUGAAGGUCA
Molecule: messenger RNA, 3191 nt
Organism: Chara braunii
Lineage: Eukaryota; Viridiplantae; Streptophyta; Charophyceae; Charales; Characeae
Source: the annotation of a GenBank genome assembly